AUGAAGACUUCAUCAUUGUUGCUUCUUCCUCUUCUCGCGAGUAGUACAGUAGCUUUACCUGGAAGAAGGAGACAUCAACCUUUAUUCAGGAGGAUAUAUGGGAAUAAACGUCAAGAUGUAUCAGCAUCUGGUUCAGCGGGAGAUGUGAUUGAUCCUUCGUCAGGACCAGAGUUAGCUUCUAGCAGUGCUAGUGCCAGUGGUAGUGCCAUUACAUCAAUGGUGACGGGAUCAGCAGAAUCAUCCGAUCCUGCUUCUGCUUCUGGAUCAAGCUCAAUAACAGCAACAUCAACUUUCACCGGUAUACCAGUCGCUGCAUCAUCAUCAGUCACUGAUGAGCCUGGAUUGUCUCCAUUCGAUAAAUCAAGUUCAAACGCAACGACAGGAAGUCAAAAUACAAAUAGUGGAUUAGAUACCAUAAAUCCAAAUCCAGGAAAUGUAUCAAGCGAAUAUCUUUCGUCGUUAUUAUCGAAUGCCCAACAAUACGAAACUUUGACUUAUUCAGUAUAUACACCUGUAACUGCAACAAUUACGAGUAUGGCUACUACGACUGCUACUGUCACGUCAUCAAGCAGUGGAGGAUCAGCAAGUUCAGAUGGAGAAGAUAGUUCAGAUGGAGAUGAUGGAUCAGAUGGCUAUAUGGAUGAGAUCCAAAAAGCCGCUGAAAGUUAUGCUAAGAAUAAUUUAGGUGGUUAUUUACCAACUAUCACUUUGGAAGUGAUAUUGGAACCAACUCAGGAAGCCGACGGUACUUGGGAUUAUGUCGUUCACAUCGGAUCUGACGGUACAGCCACAGCUUCACCUACUUAUUAUUCUUCUAAUCCAACUUCGACUUCAUCCUCCUAUACAUCUUCAACAACCGGAUCUGCAUCCGUAGAUGACGGUCCUGACGAUAGUGAUGACGAAGAUUCCUAUCCUUAUGUCACUGGACCUAUAACCACGUCAGCCGAUAUCAAUGUUUCAACUGCUACUGCUACCUCUGUAAUCACCGGUGAUUCUGCAUCUGCUACGUCCAUAAACGUUGCUUCAGCAACAGCAGCAGCAGCUACCAACCCAUACCUCCAAACAGCAUCAAAUAUCUAUAACCCAAUCUCAACUGCUGCUCCCGAAGCUUCAUCUUCAUCUUCUGCUAGUGAUUCCUCAGCGACUGGAUCUUCAAGCACAGGAAAUACUGCUUCUUCAGAUAAUAGUUCGACCUCUUCUUCCUCAUCAGGAGGAGAUGACGCGUCAUCUAUUUCUGGAGAUAGUACUUCAGUAUCUUCCUCGUCUUCUGAUACAGAUUCAAAUGCUGUUCCAGGACAUACUACAUCAAAUUUCGACAACGGUUCAACCGAUAAUUCCACUUCAUCCGAUUCUACUUCUUCCUCGGGAUCAACUUCAUCCUCCGAUUCCGCUUCUACUUCCGAUUCUGCUUCUUCCUCCACUGGCUCAGAAUCCUCCAGUAGCUCUGGCUCUGGCUCUGGAUCAUCUUCCGACGACUCAUCUUCAAGUUCAGACGAUUCUUCUUCGGGUGUACCAGGUCAUAAUCAGUCAAGCUACGGUGAUUCUGGAUCUGAUUCAUCCAGCUCUAUCUCUGAUUCAGGUUCCGAUUCCGAUUCUUCUUCCUCUUCUCCCACUGCUACUGCUUCAUCUGCUCCUUAUCCAAUCUGGUAUGGUGGUUCAGGUGAUUCAGCUUCUUCCUCAGGAUCCCCUACCGGUUCAUCUGUAUCAGCUCAAACAUCAGCUCCAUACCCUAUCUGGUACGGUGGCAGUGGUAGUUCUGAUGAUUCCGAUUCUUCAAACCCCGGUGGUACCAUUAUGAACGGUACAGAUCCUACUGCUGUUGGAAAUACCACUAUCCCAACGAACGGUACAGAUCCUUACGGAAACGUUACUAUUCCCGUCAACGGUGCUGCGCCAAUUGACGUCAAUGUCACUAUGCCAAUCAUCAACGCCACUGCACCUGUCACUGCCCCUGUAACAGCUUCAAUCACAAUCUCUGGCCUUCCAACCGACGCCACUCUUCCUGUAAUGUCUUCUGUUGAUCCAUCGGCCACCGUGUCUGUCACUAGCUCGAGUACAUUGCCUUCAGCGGUCGACUCAGGUUCAGCAGGUACACCUUCUACAACAGCUUCUUCCGACUCUACUUCUGCAAUCCCUUCCGCGGCUGAUUCAGGAGCUUUCGGCGUUCCUUCUCCCACCGGCGCCUCCUCCGACUCCGCUUCAAGCUCAGCAGACCCUGUAGCUUCAGCUGCUGAUUCAGGUACUUACGGCGCUCCAUCACCUACCGCUUCUGAGUCAGGAUCAAGUGUUAUACCGACUGCAUCGAGUGUAGCUUCUGCCAUGGACUCUGGAUCAGCAGGUGGACCUUCUGUCACGCCUUCAGCAAGUGAUUCCGGAUCAGCUGGAAGUCCUUCGAUUACCGCUUCUCCCACGGAAGCUUCUAUGACCUCAUCGGCGGCUGAAUCAAGCUCAACUGAAUCCACUUCUCCUAGUUCCCCUAAUAUCGAAUCGGCAUUUCCCACCGAUCCAGUAACUGCUUCUUCAACCUCUUCAUCAGCCGAAUCAAUGAUUACUUCAUCUGCUUCCGCUACUGCUUCGGUAGACGAGAAUGAUAAUGGAGUUGCAACUGAAUCAGUCACAUCUUGGACUACAGUAGAUGUCACAAUGACAAUGACUUCUUCAGCGGCAUCUGUUUCACCUACUGUGACUGCCUCCGAAACAGCAAGUAUCACUUCAUCGGUGAAUAUUCCAGGAAAGAUCGAUUUAGCUUCGCCUGCCGUUUCAGCUUCGGCAUCGAUUUCCGCUGAAAGUCAGUUCGCUUAUCCUCCUCCAAGCGAAACCGCCACCGUCACUGCUUCAUCCACGUCUACAACCGAAGAGACAAUUCCCACCUCUUCUGCCACUUCAACAUCAACUUCUUCAGCUCCCGAAUCAACGGAAACUGAUUGUAUCGAAGAAAGAUCAUUCGACGAUUCGGAAGAUGGCGAAUACGAAAUCGUUUGGGUGGAUGAAGAUGAAUUACAACCUGAAUGGGAAGUUUUAGCAUAA
Messenger RNA from Kwoniella shivajii, 3027 nucleotides. RefSeq lists its product as uncharacterized. NCBI's taxonomy places the organism in Eukaryota, Fungi, Basidiomycota, Tremellomycetes, Tremellales, Cryptococcaceae. The transcript is spliced from 2 exons. The record is from RefSeq and is a predicted model, not a curated record. The coding region runs from base 1 to 3027 and encodes 1008 amino acids.